CUUCAUCUCCCUGUUUCCUCGCUUUGUUGAUUUUUCAUGGAUUUCAUCCAAUUUGGUCCCUAGAACAAGCAAAUCUCUCACAGAUUAUCUUUUGGAUCUCACUUCCCAGUUUCACAUCACUAGAAAGAUCGUCCUGAAACAAGACUAGGGCUUGGGAGUUCGAUUGACGGUGGAAUUGGGGUGAUCCCAUCCUUUGUUUCUUCCUGAUUGAGUGUGUGUUUCAGAAAUCCUCAAUUUGGAGGAUUAAUUGGGAGUAGUUGUUGGAGGGGUCAUUGGAUUAUGGGCAGCAGUGAGGCUGAUGCAUCUGCCAAGGCUCCAAAGACAUCCACAGCUCAGGAACAAACUCCUGCCACUAGCUCCACCCCUGCUGUGACUGUUUACCCAGACUGGUCGACCUUUCAGGCAUAUUCACCGAUUCCACCACAUGGUUUCUUCCAUUCUCCGGUGGGAUCGAGUCCCCAGCCUCAUCCUUACAUGUGGGGACCUCAGGACAGGCAGGUUCUCAAUGCAUCUAUUGUUGUUUGGACAUUUUAAAAGCAGAAAUCAGUGAAACAUUGAGAAAAAAUUAUAGUAGAAAACUUUUCUUUUUAGUCCAUUUUAAUAGCAGUUAUGAUGGUAGUCAUUUGAAUACAUUGUUAUGUUAACAUCACGUGAACUAGAUGGUCAUAAAGUCUGUGAAAUUGUUUUAGUGUCUUGUCAACAGGUAAAUUAUACACUAAGCACUGCUAAAUAUUCAUCACAUAUUAUUUUGAAAAUUGCA
Musa acuminata AAA Group (dessert banana) is the source of this 760-nucleotide messenger RNA. RefSeq names its product bZIP transcription factor 1-D-like. Bases 280 to 534 code for a protein of 84 amino acids. The record is from RefSeq and is a predicted model, not a curated record. The transcript is spliced from 5 exons. NCBI's taxonomy places the organism in Eukaryota, Viridiplantae, Streptophyta, Magnoliopsida, Zingiberales, Musaceae.